This is a messenger RNA of Brassica rapa (field mustard), 3494 nucleotides long. Its product is annotated as protein NRT1/ PTR FAMILY 3.1. Gene Ontology annotation, biological process: transmembrane transport. The record is from RefSeq and is a predicted model, not a curated record. Lineage: Eukaryota; Viridiplantae; Streptophyta; Magnoliopsida; Brassicales; Brassicaceae. Gene Ontology annotation, molecular function: transmembrane transporter activity. Gene Ontology annotation, cellular component: membrane.
UAACUACCGUCUAACAUUUUUCUAAACAUUGAUUUGACAUGUGAGAUUGACAAAAAUAUUCCUUACUUUCCUUCAACAUAUUGGCUUCAAUGAUAACCAACCGCUUCGCACCGCCGUCAACACUAACAAAAAUCUCUACAUAUACCUAUAUAUCUAUAUAUUUUUGUUAUUAUUUGAACUGCACUGCAUUUAUCCCGCUGUUGUCCUGCACGUUACCAUUCAGAGCCACUAUAUAACUUAUAAUACUAUUUUGUAAUAUAUAGAAUAGCAUACGGUUUUAAAAGUAUGAAUUUAUUAUAUAAACAUGCAAAGCUACUUGUCUAUUUUUAAAGGAUAUUUGCAUGUCUCUUAAAUUCAAAUAGUGAUACAUGUAUAAUAAUGUAAGAACAAUUAAAAAAACUGUUGACAAGUAUACUAUUCUAUUAAAUUCUCAUGAAUUGUAUGAGAUGUAAAUUACACAGUGGAAUUUGUAAAAAAGUUGUGUCAUAUAGCUGAUAAAAUAAAAAGGAUAACCAUAAUUGAUCUAAUCAACAUAAUAAUAUUUGGCACACUAGUUUAUGUGUGUUCAAUAAUUCAUGUAUGUUUUGUUGUACUGUCAUUUGUGUAACAACGAAACUAAUAUGAUAAGUUCAAAAUGUAAUAUAAUCAUAUAUUGUGAGUGAAAAAUAAUUAAAAUAUGAUUUUCUGUAAAUCAUAUAAAAAUGUUAUAUGGACUGAGUGUAAAUCACAAAUUUCAGAAAACCAUCUUUUCACAUUAUCAAAUAAGUAAAUAGUAUUUUUCUUAAAACUUCAGUACUAUAUACUACAUCAUAUAUAUUACUAUACUAUAUGUUGUAGGUUUGUACAAACCAUUGCAUUUUUAAUCAUACUAAAAUUUGAUAGAUGAAUCAACUUUAGAAUAAAUAUACUAAACAUUAUAUUCAAAAAUAUAAAUCAAAACAAAGAGUAAAUGUUUCAGUUAUAUAAAUAAUAAAAAUUUGAAAUUGUUGAAAGUAUAUAAAAAUAAAUUUGUUUUCUAUAGAAUAGUAGAAACAUGGUAUUAUGUAGAAUAAAACAUGCAUGUACAUAUUUGUAUUAGAAAUAUGUAUUUAUUUUAGAAUUAUGUAUUUAUUUUGAAAAAAAAAAAUUUGAAUGUUCAGAAUUAUUUCAUGUUUUUGAGUAAGAUCAAAAAGUUUAUUCUAUUUAUAAUAAAAAUUUGAAGUACAUAUAAAGAAAUAGAGGAUUUGAAAAUGAAAAAAAAAACAAAUAAAUGAAUAAAAUGUGUGGUAGUUAUUUCAAAUAGACUAUUUUAUCACUGAUACAUAAAUAUACAUAAUAUCAUACCUUAUACUGAUUGAUGGUCAUUUACUUAAAUAAGUUUUUUAUGGUCAUUUGAUAUAAUUUUCCACUAAAUUAUCGUUGAGGAACGCGCAAAUACGGUUUAAGUCUGCCUGCGAAUCAGUAGACGUCACCAUCGUCGUGUUCCUUUAUAGACCUCAGACGGACCAAGGCUAGUAUAACGCACCCAGUAAUAUAUACACCAAAAAAGCCUAUAAAUAUUGCCAUUUUCAACACUUACAAGUUAUAACAAACAAAAUACAUAACUAAUCAUUACAAGGAAACACUCAACAACAUGGAAGAGCAGAGCAAGAACAAGAUCAGUGAAGAAGAAAAACAACUUCAUGGGAAGCCAAGUCGAAGAAAGGGAGGAUUAAUUACCAUGCCCUUCAUCUUCGCGAACGAGAUGUGUGAGAAAAUGGCGGUGGUUGGAUUUCACUCAAACAUGAUAAGCUAUCUAACAACACAGCUUCAUCUUCCGUUAACCAAAGCAGCCAACACUCUCACUAACUUCGCCGGAACUUCGAGUCUCACUCCUCUCGUCGGUGCCUUUAUCGCCGACUCCUUCGCUGGCCGCUUCUGGACCAUCACUUUCGCUUCCAUUAUCUACCAAAUCGGGAUGACAUUGCUUACGAUAUCGGCAAUAAUACCGACGCUAAGGCCACCACCAUGUAAAGGAGAAGAAGUUUGUGUAGUAGCAGACACAGCACAGUUGAGUGUUCUGUAUAUAGCUCUUCUUCUUGGAGCUAUCGGGUCAGGUGGGAUCCGACCCUGCGUUGUUGCGUUUGGUGCGGAUCAGUUCGACGAGUCGGAUCCAGAGCAAACCACCAAACCCUGGAACUACUUCAACUGGUUCUACUUUAUCAUGGGUGCAGCGGUUUUAGUGGCGGUGACGGUUCUUGUGUACAUCCAAGAUAACGUUGGGUGGGGUGUAGGUUUGGGAAUCCCAACACUGGCUAUGUUCCUGUCUGUUAUUGCUUUUGUCGGCGGUUUCAGGCUUUAUCGUCACUUGCGUCCAUCGGGUAGUCCGUUUACCCGCUUGAUCCAAGUGGCAGUUGCAGCGUUUCACAAAAGGAAACUGAGUAUGGUAUCUGAUCAUACUCUUCUCUAUUUCAACGAUGAGAUUGAUGCUACUAUCUCCUUAGACGGUAUACUCACACACACCAAACACAUGAGUUUCUUGGACAAAGCAGCGAUAAAGACUGAGGAAGACAAUUUGAAGUCGGGUCAAAUCCCUAACCUAUGGAGAUUAAGCACAGUCCACCGAGUUGAAGAACUCAAAUCAGUGAUCCGGAUGGGUCCAAUCGGAGCCUCUGGGAUCCUCCUAUUCACAGCAUAUGCUCAACAAGGAACCUUCUCUCUUCAACAAGCCAAAACUAUGAACCGACAUCUAACCAAAUCAUUCCAAAUUCCAGCCGGUUCAAUGUCUGUCUUCACAACUGUUGCGAUGCUCUGCACAGUUGUCUUCUACGAUCGCAUCUUUGUAAAGAUUGCAAGAAAGUUCACUGGUCUCGAGCGAGGCAUCACGUUCCUCUACAGAAUGGGAAUUGGAUUUGUCAUCUCAUUAAUUGCAACCCUCAUCGCCGGGUUCGUUGAGAUCAAACGAAAACAAGUAGCAUUAGAGCAUGGACUUUUGGAUAAACCACACACGGUGAUUCCGAUCUCAUUUAUGUGGUUGAUUCCUCAGUACAGCCUCCACGGAAUUGCUGAAGCUUUCAUGUCGAUAGGAAGUUUGGAGUUUUUCUAUGACCAAGCGCCGGAGAGUAUGAGGAGCACGGCGAUGGCACUUUUCUGGAUGUCAAUUUCGAUUGGAAACUAUGCGAGUACUUUACUUGUGACUUUGGUUCAUACAUUCAGUGCUAAACCGGAUGGGAGCAAUUGGUUGCCAGAUAAAAAUUUAAACCAAGGGAGACUUGAGUAUUUUUACUGGUUAAUUACUUUGUUACAAGCUAUUAAUUUUGUGUAUUAUCUUUGGUGCGCCAAAAUUUACACAUAUAAGCCGGUUCAGGUGCAUCAUAGCAAGAAAGUCAAUAGUCCUGUUAGUGGUGAGUUACGGUUAUCCAAAAAGAACUUAGUUGAUGCAUGAGCCUAUAUAUUGAUUCUUGGGUAUAUAAUGUAAAAUCAAUUGUAAUAUUUAUAAAUAUAAUAAAAACUGAAAGACUUUGGCCAUUAUUAUU